CCAAGCUAACCAUCAACCCGCAGCCCUUUCUCUUCUCCAAACAAUACAGAAAUGCGUUCCAUUUUUGCCGCCUCGUUGGCCGUUUUGUGCCUCAUUGCUGCCGCUUCAGUGUGCAACGGUUUCCCCCAGGAUCUGGCGGAUGAAGUCCAAUCGUUCGCCAACAGUCUAUUCGACGAACUGCCGGAGGAAUCGUACCAGGCUGCCGAACAAAACUACCGCCUGAAGCGAGCGACCUGCGACCUGCUGAGUGGAUUCGGUGUCGGGGACAGUGCCUGCGCGUCUCACUGCAUCGCUCGCGGUAACCGCGGGGGCUACUGCAACUCGAAGAAGGUCUGCGUUUGCAGAAACUGAACCGUUCGUUUGUUUGUACUAAGAUAUUAAUAAUAUAAAAUACAAUGUUCCUAUUUGAGACCAAUGCCACAGUAAAGCAAAGGAGUAAAUAAAGAAAUC
Sabethes cyaneus is the source of this 450-nucleotide messenger RNA. Its product is annotated as defensin-C-like. The transcript is spliced from 2 exons. Gene Ontology annotation, biological process: defense response to bacterium; humoral immune response. The record is from RefSeq and is a predicted model, not a curated record. The coding region runs from base 52 to 351 and encodes 99 amino acids. NCBI's taxonomy places the organism in Eukaryota, Metazoa, Arthropoda, Insecta, Diptera, Culicidae.